Molecule: messenger RNA, 4209 nt
Organism: Myxocyprinus asiaticus (Chinese sucker)
Lineage: Eukaryota; Metazoa; Chordata; Actinopteri; Cypriniformes; Catostomidae
Product: E3 ubiquitin-protein ligase TRIM39-like
Exons: 6
Coding region: 115-1515 (466 amino acids)
Molecular function (GO): protein binding; zinc ion binding
Source: RefSeq, a predicted model, not a curated record
UAAGAAAAGAUGAAGUUCACAGCGACGGUCCCAACAAAACAAAGGAACGUUAAGAGUCACUUUUAGUAAACUGAAAAUUACACUUUAAAGAUCUUUAAUAUAUUUAUCUUAAAAAUGGCAUCUGGAUCUUUUACUGAUGAGGAUUUCUCUUGUUCUGUGUGCUGCGACAUUUAUAAGGAUCCUGUUCUCCUGUCCUGCAGUCACAGUGUGUGUAAAGAGUGUAUUCAGAAGUUUUGGGAAAUCAAAACAACCAAAGAAUGUCCAGUUUGCAGAAGCAGAUCGCCUAUAGAUGAUCCUCCAGUAAAUUUGGCUUUGAAGAAUCUGUGUGAGACUUUCUUACAGGACAGAAGUCAAAGAUCUUCAUCAGGAUGUGAAGCAGUCUGCAGUCUUCAUGAAGAGAAACUCAAACUCUUCUGUCUCGAUGAUCAACAGCUGGUGUGUUUGGUGUGUCGAGAUUCUAGAACACACACAAAUCACAAAUUCUGUCCUGUAGAUGAAGCUGUCAUGGACUAUAAGGAGAAACUCAGAUCGGAAAUAAAACCCUUACAGGAGAAACUGAGAAUAUUUGAGAUAUCUAGACGGAAUUUGGUUCACACUGCAAAUUAUAUUAAGAUUCAGACUCAACACACAGAGAGACGGAUUAAGAUGGAGUUUGAGAAACUUCACCAGCUUCUACGUGAUGAAGAGACGGAGAGAAUAACAGAACUGAGAGAAGAAGAAGCUGAGAAGAGUCGGAUGAUGAGGGUGGAGAUUGAGAAGAUGAGCAGACAGAUUACAUCGCUUUCAGACAAAAUCAAAGCCAUCGAGGAGGAGAUGAACGCUGGAGAUGUUUCAUUCCUGCAGAAAUUCAGGAGCACAAUGGAAAGAACCCAGUUUAAACUGACGGAUCCAGAAAUCAUUUCAGAAACAUUGAUCAAUGUGUCAAAACACCUGAGCAACCUGAAGUUCAAUGUGAUGCAGAAGAUGCAGAAAAAUGUUGAAUACAAUCCAGUGACUUUGGACCCCAACACCGCUCAACGUAAUCUCAUCGUGUCAGAUGAUUUCACCAGUGUGAGAUUGAGUGAUCAGCCACAGCUGCUUCCUAAUAACCCAGAACGAUUUUCUUGUAAGUGUGUUCGGGGAUCAGAAGGCUUUUCUUCAGGUCUUCACUGUUGGGAUGUUCAGGUUGGAGACAACACAUGCUGGUUUCUGGGUGUGAUGACAGAAUCUGCUGAGAAGAAGAAUAAAAUAUUCUCCAGCAGUGGAUACUGGCUUUUGGGGCAUUUCACUGGUAAAUAUGCUGCAUUCGUUACCCCACAGAAAUCUCUCCUACCAGUGACAGAAAAACUCCAGAAGAUCAGAGUUCAGCUGGACUGGGAAAGAGGCACGUUGAUUUUCUCUGAUGCUCUCACUAACACACACAUACACACAUUCACACACACAUUUACUGAGAAAGUAUUUCCAUUGUUCCUUAUCGGCAGUAACAAUUCUCCUCUGGUGAUCUUACCAACAACAUCUCCUGAAAACAACUCUUGAGAAUUCAGUUAGAGCUGAACAUUUGCCUACAACAGCUUUGAGUUCCUGUAGCGCACAAUAAUACAAAGGAAGAUCAUUUAUGAUUUGGUGGCAUUUCUUUUGUUCUUAUUACUUCAUAUUGAUGUUUUAAUGUUUUUUUAUGGUUCUGCUGGCCAAGAUAUCAGUGCAUUCUGUCAUGAACAUUAAACUGUUCAGAUCAAUAUGCAUGAAGAGUUUUAGAGAACUGAUGUUAAUGAUGUUUUGGCGACUCCUGCUGACUGUAUAGAGCAUAGAGGAGACGGAUUACCAUCAAAAUCAAGAAUUCAUCUCCACGUCACUGACACAAAAUCUUUUUAAAACAUAGUUAAACAUACAUAUAUAAAAGUGAACUACUUUGUUCUAAAAGAUUACAAUCAUUCAGACUUAACCUAGCUGUUUUAUAAUGUCAAUAUCGAGUUCUACAGUCAUGUGAAUUUGAGUGUUCUCAUCUGUGGAAUUAAUAUGACACAAUAAAGCGUUGUAACAAUAAUCGACUAUAUUCAUUUGAAUUUUUUCACUUAUUGAUCCACAAAAAAACUCUCCACCUGCUUUCACAUUUCUUAUUUUUUUUUUUUUUUUUUUUAAUUUGGUAUGCCUAAUUCCCAAUGUGCUCUGAGUCCUCGUGGUGGUGUAGUGACUCGCCUCAAUCUGGGUGGCUGACGACAAAUCUCAGUUGCCUCCGUGUCUGAGACCAUCAAUCUGCGCAUCUUAUUACGUGGCUUGUUGAGCGUGUUACCGUGGAGAUGUAGCAUGUGUGGAGGCUUCACACUAUCCUCUGCGGCAUCCACGCACAACUUGCCACGCGCCCCACCAAGAGUGAGAACCACACAUUAUAGCGACCACAAGAGGUUACCCCAUGUGACUCUACCCUCCCUAGCAACCGGGCCAAUUUGGCUGCUUAGGAGACCUGGCUGGAGUAACUCAGCACGCCCUGGAUUCAAACUCGUGACUCCAGGGUUGGUAGUCAGCGUCUUUACUCGCUGAGCUACCCAGACCCCCUUCUUUCACAUUUCUAAUCUUUUUAGCUCUCUGUUAAAUGUCAUUUACUAACUUAAAAAAUGAAAAAAACUACAUUUUCCUGGCUUGUAUAGCUAAUGUGCAUGCACGUUCUCGAGUUGAUUGACAGGCGAUGUCUGUUUCCAAAAGGUGAUUGGUUCUUUUACCUGUUAGGCGGGACUUUGUUUCUGCAUAUGUUGACCAUUACUCUAAUGCCAAUUUCACCAUUUAAUUUUAAUAGAAGUGGCCCGUCUCUGCUAAAACUAAAAUGAAGGCUCCUGGGGAUCACUAACAAAAGAAUAUUCAAAUAAGAUGGAUAAUAUUAACUGCUCCUCUUCGUUACGAGGGAAAAGAAGUGACGUUAAAUUCAAAGAUAAAAGGGAAUUUUUGUCCAAAGGCCACCCAAAACAUGAUUUAAAAGACCUUUUCACUCAGAUCGAUGGUUAAUUUCAGAUUAAAAAAAAAAUAAGAGGUGAACUUAACGACUUUUACAAUGAAUUUACAGAGAUUCUCAAGGCGGGACGCAUGGAAUUCCUGUUCAAGUAAUGUGGGAAUACACUGAAAAAUAGCUGACCCACCUCCAUGCUUGACUGUGGGGAUGGUGUCGUUCUUGUCAUCACCUUGUCAUCUUACUCCAGACGUACUGCUGACCCUUGGGUCUAAAACCAUAUCACCCUGCAGCUCUUGCUUAGUUGCCCACUAGAGCUAAGCAGGGUUGAGCCUGGCCAGUACCCGGAUGGGAGACCUCCUGGGGAAAACUAAGGUUGCUGCUGGAAGAGGUAUUAGGGAGGCCAGCAGGGGGUGCUCACCCUGUGGUCUGUGUGGGUCCUAAUGCCCCAGUAUAGUGAUGGGGACACUAUACUGUAAAAAGACACCGUCUUUCAGAUGAGACGUUAAGCAGAGGUCUUGACUGUCUGUGGUCAUUAAAAAUCCCAAAAGAGUAGGGGUGUAACCCCGGUGUCCUGGCCAAAUUUUCCCCAUUGGCCCUUCGCAAUCAUGGGCUCCUAAUAAUCCCCAUCCAUUAAUUGGCUGUAUCACUGUACUCGAGUGGUGGUGUAGUGGGCUGAAACACAUAACUGGUAAUCAGAAGGUUGUUGGUUCAACCCCCACAGCCAUCACCAUUGUGUCCUUGAGCAAGGCACUUAACUCCAGGUUGCUCCAGGGGGAUUGUCCCUGUAAUAUGUGCACUGUAAGUUGCUUUGGAUAAAAGUGUCUGCCAAAUGCAUUAAUGUAAAUAAAUGUAAAUUCUCUCUCCUCUCCACCAAUAGCUGGUAUGUGGUGGGCAUUCUGGCGCACUAUGGCUGCUGUCGCAUCAUCCAGGUGGAUGCUGCACACUGGUGGUUGUAGAGGAGAGUCCCCCUAUACUAUGUAAAGCACAUUACGUCUAUAAAACCUUCUUCCAGGACUCCACAGGUCUAUCCAAAUUCCUUGAAUAUUCAGUCAGCUGGAGUCAACAUUUCCAUUGGUGAAGUUUUGCUUUCUUCCACACCCCAAGAAGGUUGCUGUUGUACCAUAUUUAAAAAAUGUAUGAAUGGUGCUGCCAACUUUGUCUAUUGGAAAUGGAAGUGCCUUGGAAGUGUACUUUUAGCCAUGACCUUUCUUGUGUAAUUAAAUAAUCUCCUCUAUUAGCUUUUGAGACAGCUUAUUUUUAAUUGCAUUUUUUGCAUAGAAAUCAUCAUG